Messenger RNA from Chelmon rostratus (copperband butterflyfish), 10202 nucleotides. RefSeq names its product nuclear receptor corepressor 2 (gene ncor2). The transcript is spliced from 47 exons. Gene Ontology annotation, biological process: negative regulation of transcription by RNA polymerase II. Gene Ontology annotation, molecular function: transcription corepressor activity. The coding region runs from base 287 to 7567 and encodes 2426 amino acids. Lineage: Eukaryota; Metazoa; Chordata; Actinopteri; Chaetodontiformes; Chaetodontidae. The record is from RefSeq and is a predicted model, not a curated record.
GGCACGACAUAGCUGAAAACCGCCAGCGGAACAAAUGAAAACGAAAACCACUCUUUCAUUUGGAUUAAUUCAGGGGCGAGACACUCAAUCGGAGCGAGAAGCUUUUUAAGCGAAAUUGGACCGACUGCCGAGGAUUGGGACAUCAGCUACUGUGGGAUAACACCGCCGAAUGGUUUCUGUUGCCCCGCCGCUAAGGUUGCUGGCUAAGAGAAACAGCCGAUAAUGCACGGCAUCUGCUCUGGAGCCACACCCACUUCCUGCCUGUAGAGGAAGCGGCUGUGCCAGCAUGUCCUCUCAUCCCCAGUCUGUGCCGCCGGGCCGGAGGACUGUGGACACACGGCACCUGCCGAACCCUGCCACUCUACCGCUGCAGCUGCAACGGGCGCACACGGAAGUGGGACUGGUCGACUACCACUCUCAUCAUGCAAGGGACUACGGCUCCCACCUGGCCCAGCCGCAUCGCCGCCGGCCUUCCUUACUGUCAGAGUUUCAGCCUGGCAAUGAAAGAGGACAAGAGCAGCAUAUCCGCUAUGAACACAUCUACCUGCCAGAGCCAACCGGCCAGUCAGACCUGGAGUAUGCAGAGAUCAAACGGCCUCGAUUAGAGAUGGGACCGGAGUCUCUGAUGAGGCCUUCAUCCCACCGGCCACAAUUGCCUCUGGGAGGGGCUGAGGAUAUGGCAAAGGAUCGCGGAGGUGCCAUGGGGAAACUGGAGCCAAUCUCCCCCGUGAGCCCGGUCCACAUGGACCCUGACUUGGAUAUGGUGCCGGCUCGCUUCUCCAAGGAGGAGCUGAUCCAGAACAUGGACCGCGUGGACAGGGAGAUCACCAUGGUGGAGCAGCAGAUCUGCAAGCUUCGCAAGAAACAGCAACAGUUGGAGGAGGAGGCCGCAAAGCCCCAUGAGCCAGAGCGGCCCAUCUCACCGCCACCGAGCGAGGCCAAGCACCGCAGCCUGGUGCAGAUCAUCUACGAUGAGAACAGGAAAAAGGCAGAAGAGGCUCACAGGAUACUGGAGGGACUGGGACCCAGGGUGGAACUGCCUCUGUACAAUCAGCCUUCUGACACCAAGCAGUACCAUGAGAACAUCAAAAUAAACCAGGCGAUGAGGAAGAAGCUCAUCUUGUACUUCAAGAGGAGAAAUCAUGCUCGUAAGCAGUGGGAACAGAAGUUUUGCCAGCGCUACGACCAGCUGAUGGAAGCCUGGGAGAAGAAGGUCGAGCGCAUCGAAAACAACCCGCGGCGCCGAGCCAAGGAGAGCAAGGUGCGAGAGUACUACGAGAAACAGUUCCCAGAGAUCCGCAAGCAACGAGAGCUACAGGAGCGCAUGCAGAGCCGUGUCGGGCAGCGAGGAGGUGGGCUGACCUCGUCUGCAGCACGCAGUGAGCAUGAGGUCUCCGAGAUCAUUGAUGGAAUAUCGGAGCAUGAGAACACAGAGAAGCAAAUGCGACAGCUGGCGGUCAUCCCUCCCAUGCUGUUUGAUGCUGAGCAGCAGCGCAUCAAGUUCAUCAACAUGAACGGACUGAUGGAUGAUCCCAUGAAGGUGUACAAGGACCGGCAGGUGAUGAACAUGUGGAGCGAGCAGGAGAAGGACACUUUCAGAGAGAAGUUCAUCCAGCACCCCAAAAACUUCGGUCUGAUUGCAUCUUUUCUGGAGAGAAAGACGGUGGCAGAGUGUGUGCUCUUUUACUACCUGACCAAAAAGAAUGAAAACUAUAAGAACAUAGUGCGGAGGAACUACAGACGCCGAGGAAGAAGCCAGCACGGCCAGCAGCAGCAACAGCAGCAACAAGUGCAGCGGAACAGCCAGGAGGACAAGGAGAAGGAGGAGAAAGAGAAGGAGGGAGAGAGGGAUGAAGAAAAAAAUGAAGCCGAAGACAAGGAAGAUGGAAUGAAGGAUGACACCUCUGGAGAAGAUGCAGAGGACAAAGAGCCCACUGUGGCUUUCAAGGGUCGACGCACAGCCAACAGCCAGGGACGCCGCAAGGGCCGCAUCACCCGCUCUAUGACCAGCGAAGUGGAGGAGACCACCACGCCACCACUCAACAAUGAGCUCGCCAAUCUGGAGAUGAAUGAGAGCUCUCGCUGGACUGAAGAAGAGAUGGAAACCGCCAAAAAAGGCCUUCUCCAGUAUGGUAGGAAUUGGUCCGCCAUCGCCAAGAUGGUGGGAUCAAAAACUGUGUCACAGUGCAAGAACUUCUACUUCAACUACAAGAAGAGGCAGAAACUGGAUGAGAUUCUGCAGCAGCAUAAAAUGAAAUCGUGUGUGUCUGUUUCGACCCAGGAGAAGGAGCGAAAGGCCCGUCGUAGGGGCAAAACUGUUCAGAAUGAGGAGACCAGUGCCCCGUAUGCAGCGGAGGAGGAGGAAAUGGAGGGUUCAGGAGCCAGCGGCAAUGAAGAGGAGGCCCCUGAAGAUGGAGAAGGUGGAGCCAACAACAGCUCUGACACGGAGAGCCUGCCCUCGCCACAUUCAUCAGAGGAUAGCAAGGCUAAGGAGGAAGGCUCAAGCAGGUCAAAGGCCAGCUCCAACAGCGGGGACAAGGAGGCGUCCGGGUCCGACGUGGGCCAGGCAGGGGACGAGAAACCUCCCGUCAAGGAAGAUGCAGACUCUGCCAUCAAGCAGGAGAUAAAGACUGAGACAGGGGAGCCCAGCAAGGAGCAGCUGCAGCCGACAGCACCCAGCGAUGCCACAGAUAAAAAACCUCCUACAGCAGAGAUGGAGGAAGUCAAAAGCUCCACCAAGAGCUCCAAGAAGGACCACGGGGCCAAAACCGGCUCCCAUGGGGACAGCGACUCUAGUGCCACCUGCAGUGCUGACGAAGUGGAGGAGACAGACAACACAGAUAAGAGCAGAAUGACCUCUCCUCGGCCAAGCCUACUGAACUACACUCACGAUGGGGUCAUAUCCUCCCCCCUGCAGAAGCCCAUGGACCUGAAACAGCUCAAACAGAGGGCUGCUGCUAUACCACCUAUUAUGCCAGAAGCCUCCAUGCAGGGCAGUCAGCGGAGUGGGGGUGGCAAGGCAGUGCUGCCCCCCCACGCCCUGGCACUGUACCAGCAGCAGAUCACCAUGGCUCACGGGGAGUCCUCUCAAGAGGUCAAACAGCAACAGCAACAGCAGCAGCAGCUUUCAGGCCAGCCGGGCAAACAGCAGCCUUACAACCCGCAGGCAGAGAGAGACAGGGAGGCUCUUCAUAGCAGCAGCCCUCGUGUUCGCCCACGCAGCCCCUCCACCAGCGACAAGGAUGAGCUGGAAAGCAGCGAGAGGUGGUUACAGACCCUCCUGCAGGGAUUAAAAAAGUCGCGGGCGUUCUCGCCGCAUAGCGAAGCCAAGAAACAGGCGAUGGGCCCCGAUGACCUGAGGACCUCCAACUUAGGUCGGCCAGUUCUCUCCCCCUACCCCAUGUCCCAGCGAGACAUGGCCAAGAUAUCUCACGACCAGCACCUGCUCCACUUCAACUCGUUCCAGCAAGCAGGCCACCCCUCGCUCACUAGUCUGCCACCGGACAGUGGUCGAAUGGCAGCGGUGAGGCCCCUCACAGAGCCCCCGCCACUCAUUUCCUCCACCAAGCCAGGAGGCUCCAUCACGCAGGGCACCCCAGUGCAGUUACACAGCCCAGCUCAUGUGUUGGACCACGGGAAGAUGCCCCCCACACAGAUGGGGAUGUCUUGGAUGGAUCAGAGGAAAGCGGCAGGUCCUUUCCCUGUGGUCAAACAGGAGCAGCUGUCCCCUCGCAGCUCGUCCUCUCAAGCUGACAACCUGUCGAGCCAGGGGACGCCUCACGAUAGCGCUGCUGGGCGUGCUUCUAUUCCAGCUGUUCAGGGGGGAAGUAUCACUAAGGGCAUCCCAGGGACCAGAAUGCAUCCAGAUUCCUCAAUCUCCUACCGAGGGGGCUCCAUUACUCAGGGGACGCCGGCUGAUGUGCUGUAUAAGGGAACCAUAACCCGUCUGAUCACAGAGGACAGCGCCAGCCGAGCCGAGAGGGAGCGGGACGAGGCGCUUUCUAAAGGCCACGUGGUCUACGAGGGCAUCAGCGGGCACAUUCUCACAUAUGACCGCUCGACUUCUCAGACCCCUAAAGAUGAGGGCCGAGGCCCCGGGCAGCCCGGGGACAUUCUAGGCCUGAAGCGUCCUUAUGACGUUAUGGAGGGAGGCAUCUCUAGAGGGCUGCCUAUGAGGGAUUCACUGUCUGCCGCCAACUGUGAAGGUCUGAUUGGCCGAGCCAUGCCUCAUGAUCGGGACAGUCCACAUCACACGCCCUACAAGGAUGCUCAUCACAUCCGUGGUUCCAUCUCUCAAGGUAUACCUCGUCACCUGGACCCUCAGGAUGGCUACCUGAGGAGGGAGGCUAAGCAGAUGAAGAGGGAGGGCUCCCCGCCACGCGGGCCCGGUUCACUUUCUGACCCCAUGAAGGGCAGAGAGGGCAUGGUGCCCACGGUGAAGGAGGCCGGGCGCUCCAUCCACCUCAUUCCCAGGGAGGAGCUCAGACAGCCUGGCAAGGAGGGCAUCAUAGCACAGGGAACACCCAUGAAGCAGGAGGCGGCCGGUUCAGGGAAACGUCACGAUGUCCGCUCCAUCAUAGCCAGUUCACCGCGCUCCUACCACAGUGCGCCCUCCCACCUGGAGAUGCGUGCAGAGAGGGGCCGCUAUGAAGAGGCACCAAAAGGGAGGCCCAGCGCUGUGGUGAGCACGGCUAGCCCUAUUGCCCGCUCCUCUCCCCUCACACUGGGGUCAGAGCAGGGGAGCAAGGCCCAUCAUAGUCCAGUGGGCUACGAGGACAAAGGCGCCUUAAGGACCCCGUACCCUGGUCCCUCGCAUCGUGGCUCCCCUCUGUCCAGGGAGGCAAGCCAAAGGCAGCAUGACGGUUCCAGUAAGAAUCCGCCCCAGGAGCGUAAAGCCACACCAACCCCCAGGGAAAUGAGUGCUACCAAAUCACCUCUCCCAGGUGUUGCAGAUCAGCAGACCUACGAGCGUCUGCUGCAGGGUCUCGGAGCUGCAGAUGUGUACCGUCAAAUCCCUUUAGCCUUUGAUCCUGCAGCGCUGCCCCGUGGCAUCCCCAUUGACCCAGCAGCCUACUACUUGCCUCGCCAUCUGGCCCCCAACCCUGCAUACCCUCACCCCUACCCCUACCUCAUUCGUGGCUUUCCCGACACCGCGGCCCUGGAGAACCGCCAGACGCUGCUCAAUGACUACAUCACCUCCCAGCAGAUGCACCAGUGGCCCGCAGCUGCCGCCAUGGCCGCCCAGCGCUCGGACCUGCUGAGGGGCCUGACUCCGCGAGACCAGCCCCUUCCUCUGCCGUACUCCGCAGCCCCCCGCGGAAUCAUCGAUCUUUCUCAGGUGCCACACUUACCUGUCCUGGUCCCUCCCUCUGCAGGGGCAGCCGGCUCCCCAAUGGAUCGCAUCACCUACAUCCCCGGGGGAAGCGCCACCUUCCCUGGCAGGCCUUACACCACCUCCCCUAUCUCACCUGUCGGGUCGUCGCACAUGAACAAGAUGCAGGGCGCACCUUCAUCUUCAGAGCGCGAGCGAGAAAGAGACCGCGAACGUGACCGAGAGCGGGAGAGGGACCGGGAGCGAGACCGAGACCGGGAGCGAGAGAGAGACCGGGAGCGGGAGAGAGACCGGGAGCGGGAGAGAGAGAGGGAGCGGGACCGGGAGCGUGAGCGGGACCGGGAGCGAGACAGGGACCGGGACCGGGACAGAGAGAGAGACCGAGAGCGCGACCGAGAGAAGGGCGGCUCUGUUGGAAAUGUGGAGCACGCCCCCAUCUGGCGACCAGGGACAGAGCACAGCCUGGCCAGCAGCAGCAGUGGCGUGAGACCUUCGUCCCAGCCGUACAGCCACCAGCACUCCCCCGUGUCCCCUCGCACCCAGGAGACCGUGCAGCAGAGGCCGAGCGUCCUGCACAACACCGGCGGCAAGAGCCUUUCUGUCAGCGAACACUCCAGCUCAUCUGUGUUUCGGUCCAUGACCUCAGGGCCGGCACGCUACCAAGGUUACCCAGGCCACCUCCAAAGGACAGGUGUUCCCCCCGAGGCCUAUCCGCCUGCCGUGGACUCGAGUGUGGCCAAAGAGCAGAGUCGCGAUGGAGGCAAAAACAGGGGAGGUCUACCCAAGCAUGUGCAGGACCAACACGGGCCCUCCAGUAAAUCUGACCCCAAGCUGUCCAGCCCCAGCCCUGGAGGAAUGUACCCAGGUUCCUACCCCUCGGCUUCAGGCCGGCCGCAACACCUGCUGCCUCUCCAGUCGGAGAACCCUCCUGGUCGUGGAGAAAGCGGUACACCUAGUAGGGAAAAGACUCAAAACAAACCGAUGUCCAUUCAGGAACAAGAGCUCCGAGCACUCGUUCAACAGAAGAUGGAGCCACACGGUCUGUACCGGCCCCCAUCUGAGGAGAGACUGUCUCCAGGCCAGCAGCCCACGUCCCCCUGUGUUAAAGGCAGCCAGAGGGUGGUCACCCUGGCGCAGCACAUCAGUGAGGUGAUCACUAAAGACUACACCAGGCAGAGCCAGCAGCAGCAGAGCUACCACGGCUCUCCUGUCCUGGACCUGACCCGUCCACCCAGUGCCUCCCAGCCCCCACCCACCUCACAGGAGUCUGCCCAAGGACCCCGAUAUCUAGAGGGCCUCGGUGGAGAACGCAACAGAGACCGGUCUCCCCCUCAGCCCAAGACAUCACCUGUCAGUGUUUCAAAUGACGGCAUUGAACCAGUAUCUCCCGCCGGAGCCAACUCUGAGCCUGAAGUCCAGGGAGGGGCCUCCUACCCCAACGAGCAGGGAGAGCAAGGAAUGGGCUCCCGCUCUCCACCCAACGCCUCCCAGCCCCCGGCUUUCUUCAGCAAGCUGACGGAGAACACGUCAGCCAUCGUGAAGUCGAAGAAACAGGAGAUGAUCAAGAAGAUGACCGUGGUGGGAAAUGAGGGCGAUUUCAAUGCGGGUCAGCCGGGAACGGAGAUCUUCAACAUGCCGGCGUCCACGACUGCAGGACCCGUGAGUGUCCGCUGCCACCCGACUCCAGAGACGCCGGGGAACUCAAUCGGCCUGGAGGCCAUUAUACGAAAAGCCUUAAUGGGCAAAUACGACGACCAGUCUGAGGACCGCUCUGCCUCCUGUGCUGCUAACCCGAUGGGCUCCAGCAUGUCCGCCUUGACCGUAGCCGACGGACGAGCCGAGGACUUCUUCUCACAAGGUGGAGGGAAGUCCUCAAAGAGCGGAGGGCGCUCUAAUGGGCGGAAGGCCAAAUCUCCAGGACCGGGCCUGUCGGGGGGCGAGAGACCGUCCUCGGUGUCCUCGGUCCACUCUGAGGGAGACUGCAACAGACGAACUCCUCUCACCAACCGUGUGUGGGAGGACCGGCCUUCGUCCACAGGUUCCACUCCAACCCCCUUCCCAUGCAACCCGCUGAUAAUGCGUUUCCCCAGCGGGACAGUGUCCGCUCCCUCCCCCUCCUCCGGUCAGCCGGGGGCCCAGGGCCCGGGGAUGGGACCUGGACAGGGCCGGUCCUGGGAGGAGGAGCCCAAACCUCUGCUCAUGUCUCAGUACGAGACGCUGUCUGACAGCGAGUGACCCGAAGUUCAGCCGCACCACAGGGGGCGCUAACAGUCAACCGACGCACACACACACACACACACACCUGCUAACACACCUGCUCCAUUCCACUCUGCACCUCCUCCCUCCAUCAGUGUCCUCCUCUCACACACCGGAGACACCAAGCAGGACAAGCCGGACACUGCUGCUGUGCGUGCGUGUGUGUGUGUGUGUGUGUGUGUGUGUGAUGCAGUCACUCCAGGACUACUCUAAAGGACAAAUCACUUCUUCUUUUUUUUUUCUUUUUUUUUUUAAACUUUACUACUUCUCCUCACUGGCCUUAUCAACAGACACAUUGACCUGCACCUGGACUUUCGGCCGCUCUACCGACAGAUUUGGACUGCAGAUCUGACCCCAGAGCAGCGGAGGACCCAGUCACGUCGCUUCACGGAGAACUCCGGGUGCAGGCGGCCCGUGCACUGCUACCACUACAAGAAGACGUGCGAGGGGGCGGGAGGAGAGUCGACAUCCUGUUUUUCUUGUUUUGGUUCUUUCUUUCGCUCCUUUGAAUCCAGUCCAGUCCUGUGUUUGGAACGUGAGCUGAGACCUUUAGUACAUUUUGAUGGUGAACUUUUGAUGGUGUCAUUUGUUGUCUAUUAUCUGCAAUGAUGUAUCUUUUGGGGGGCGGGGGGCAGAGAUUGUUAUGUGGGAGGGUCAUAUCAUUGGUUUACAGGGUAAACACGCUGUUCAUUGCUGAUGUCAUAUAUUAGGGAGGGUCCUGAGGAACGGCGACGGCCUGUUGACGUCAGGCCCCCGCGCGGGGGAGAUGAUUUGCCAGACGGAUGGCACUGAAACAAGUGACACUUUCUCACUGUUUUUAUAUUAACCAUGUCUGUGUUUGUUGAAGCAGUUUUUGGAUAUUAAGCACUUAGUUGUCGAUCUGUUCACGAUGGCAUUUUUUAGAAUCUGUGUUUCCUGGGGCGGGUGAGAAGCGGACUCUAGAGCAGCAUAGAAACCCCACCGCGGAGGAACCCUUCAGCGCCGACCCGUUUAAUUUUGGUCUCGCCACCGACGUUCUUCAUCGCUCCCGCACUCAAAGCGACAAUCACAUUUUAGUGAACGACGACUUCGCUGCUUCGAGCAGGUGCGGACCGACCUUAAAGCUGCUUAACGGCAAACUCCUCAGCAUCACUUGGGGUUUGUUCGCAUUGAAGAGGUGACAAAAAGCCAUCUUUCUACGACCCUCGGUCCGCGGCGGCGGCGGCUUCAGCCGGCUGCUGGAAUCCCGGCCAGGAGCUGUUGUGACGGUCUGACCUCUGACCUUUCGUUGCCCGGAGGAGGAGCCGCGACCCAGCUCCUCGUCCAGGCAGAUUUUGUACAGUUAUGAGAUAUUCCUAGUGUUAAGUGCCAUUUAUUUUACAUAUACAGUACAGAAGUUACCAAGUGACGCACAAUUUUUCUUUUCGCCCCCGACAGGGUUUAUUCUGUCCACGCAGGGAAAUCCAACAACAAAAAGCAAAUGAAACGUCCUCUUAACGAUCUUGUGUGCAUUUUUUUUCUUUUCUUCCAAAUCCAUCACAGCCUUAGCUUUUAACUGUUCGACUCAUUGGAUUUAUGUUCAGAAUGACAGGACAGCUGAACUGGGCCCGCGUCAGACCUUCUCUCAGCCUCGACACCGACGACAUACUUCAAGUGUACUUCAUCGCCCCCCCCCUCUCCGUGUUUGCGCCGGCUAGAGGAGGUCGAGGGGAAGGCGUGGAAAGCACUCUGGUAGUUUUACGUAACAUCAGUAGACAUGUGCUCACAUUUUACUGCAGUAUUUCAAAGGUCGCCCUCUCCGUAAACGAUGAUCUGUCUCCAGCUCGUGACUUUGUGCAGCCUGGGAUGAGUCGUGUCCUCUGACUCGAUGGGAGCGGCGCUCGUUUCGUCGCUUAGAAAGACGAAGUUCAUUUUGUCACGGUGGAUUCUCACAACACAGACACGACUGUUAUAGGACUACCUCCUCUUCCUCCUUGAAUCACACCUGCAGAAAGCUCGGCCAUGUUUAAUCUGAUUUGUUUUCUAUCAAGGCUGACAGAGGGUUUGUAAUUUCAUCGGCGAGGCGCGAAUGCAGCCGGGCUUCAUACAUCUGUCUCUCUGCGUGUUUCAUAUAUCCGCUGAUGAAACUGAAGAAUGUGACGGUAAACAGACUAAGCCAUAUCCAGCUGUUCCCUAAACUGAUGACAGACUAACGUGUUGUUUUUAAAAGUAUAAUGAAAUGAAUUUUAACAUGCAUCUAUUUUGUUCUUACAGAUUGUUUUGAUUUCAGUCAUGUCACAAAUCAAAAAUAGUCGUUCAAAACGUGAAAAGAAAGUCGAUCGCUGAUGUGUUCACUGUCCAAGCGGCGGGUGGGGGGAUUGACAUAAACAGUACAUUGUUAGACCAUUUUGUGCAUAAUGAUUUUUUUUUAUUAUAACCCACUGUAUAAUAGCAAGGAUUGUAUAUAAAACUGAAGAGAUGUAAAUAUUUAUGUGGCUUGCUUCAAGGUUGGUAUUCUGAAAAAAAAUAAAAAAAAUAAAAAUAUUCACAUGGUUAAAUUCUACAUGCCCACCAGCAAGCUUUGUGGAUAGCAGUGUAAAGAUGAAAAACAAAAAAGACACUGCCUUAAUGUUUAAAUAAAAAGCUUAUUGCCAUU